Molecule: messenger RNA, 1061 nt
Organism: Penicillium brasilianum
Lineage: Eukaryota; Fungi; Ascomycota; Eurotiomycetes; Eurotiales; Aspergillaceae
Source: the annotation of a GenBank genome assembly
AAGCCAAUCACGUGGACCCGUCGUCAUCAAGUGACACCAUCUGCAGCACCAGCCUCAUCCCUCAACCCCAACCUUGGUCUUUGGAGAUUACCCGCUCGGUCUCUUUACUCUUCCCUGUGCACUCUUGAACUUCCCGGACUUAUGAUCUAGUAUCGAGGGUUUUUUCAAGCCACCGAGCACACAGACACCACACCAAAGACAACGACUAUUUGCAACUAUGAAGUUCUUAUCUGCCACCGCCCUGCUUCUCGCCUCUCCGCUCGUUGCAGCGGCCUCCUUGCCAUCUCUCUUCGACCCUUCGCAGGCCCCGAUUCGUGCGGAGGAUGAGCGCAAGAAUCCAGUGGAAGGCGACAAUCCUCUAGAAUUCUGCGAGCCUCCAUCCUCUCAUCUCCUCACGAUCGAUUCCGUCGAUCUGUCGCCCAACCCCCCUCUGCCUGGCGAGACCCUCACAAUUACCGCAUCGGGUACCUUCCAUGAAACCAUCACCGAGGGUGCUAUCGUGAAUGUGGAGGUCAAAUGGGGCGUUAUCACUCUGGUGAAGCAGACUAUGGACUUGUGUGAUCAGAUCGAAAAUGUCGAUCUCAAGUGCCCCUUGGAGAAGGGCAAGAUGACCUUAACGAAGCAAGUUGAUUUGCCCAAGCAGAUUCCUCCGGGUCGCUACUCUGUGCUUGCUGAUGUUUACACCGAGGAUAAGAGGAAGGUCACCUGCCUCAAGGCCGAUAACAUCGAGUUCCAUAUUAAGUUCUAAUCGCUGUUCGCACAUGGGAACCAGCUCCCCUACUUGCAUCCACACUCCGGGUGGCCUCGCUUGUCCAUUCCACGUUGCAGUCUUCCACUCUUUCCUUGAUUGAGCCCCUCUAUGCUAGUAACGCUUUUGCCUACGUCUUGUAACGACCUUAGUAUCUGUUUGAUCUUACCUUUUACUCAAGUUUUCUGCCUUUUACAAGCCAUGCAAUCCGUUGAGAUAUCAUUAUGCUUCUGCCACUCCUGCUCGAUUUUGCAUCUCACUACUUGGUUACCUCAGACUUGAUUCAAGCCAGGCGCUCUAGUUGUGGUCCUGA